Molecule: messenger RNA, 869 nt
Organism: Plasmopara halstedii
Lineage: Eukaryota; Oomycota; Peronosporomycetes; Peronosporales; Peronosporaceae
Exons: 1
Coding region: 345-587 (80 amino acids)
Source: RefSeq, a predicted model, not a curated record
GUCAGAUCUUUUUAAGUAUGCAGAUCGACUGAUCAUCCUGGAACUUUAAUCGAGAAUCUUAUACGAACUCAAUGAACUUCCUGAAUUAACCUCUCUACGAGCGGAAAUAAAUCGAACACGACGUUGAGACGAGGGAAGCAUGGGGGAUUGCGACGACGACAAACGAGGCCUAAGAGACAGCGCGAGUUUGAAGUUUCUUUAAUCGGAUUAUUUGCGGGAGAGGAUUCGUGCGAUAUUCCACCGUGUAGAGUUUAAUCUGAUGAAUUCGCAGCGCUUGUGGUAGGCGAAUACAUAGAAUAUUUCGACGUCAAGAGCUUCCACUAUUGAUCGGCUUUUCUACCCAAAUGGGGCCAUCCUCCCGAAACGCCCACUUCCACCUUCAACGUGUGAUGUUCGGACCACCAGGACGAAUGGCACCAACACCAGGGGCAGGAUCAAAGGUACAACCGGUUCGAGUUCUCGAAGGCUUUCCACGUAGCACGAUCGACGCGACAAGUGCUGAUUGCUUAUUGCAACAGAGCAACAUUGAGGAAGCCGGGGAAGGUCUCGUGGACGCCAGUUGGAGUUUCAAAAAGAAUACAAUAUAGAAUUUAAUGUAUUUGCCCUUGAUACAAGUGCUUAAGACUAUUUAUCUCACUCUUUUAACGAGGCUUCGCAAUCUUUAAAAUCCGGAUCCACAUCAUCGAGCUCGGUAGAAAACAUAGUAGCCUUAAUUGAAUUGUUUUUAAGAUUAGGCGUCAAAAUAAAUGAAGGAGAUAUGUCGCCUCUUAUCUCAUCCGAGAAAAUGGCAGAGUCAUUCCAUAAUAGCCUAGCACAGCAUCAUUCUUUUUCCAUGAGCGUCGAAACACACCAUAAAUGGGAUGUAGAAA